CCCUCUUCCGCUGCUGAUCCCGUCGAACUCACAUCGACCUCUCAGCAACCAUUUGCGCAUAACUCGCACUUCUUCCAUACUUCACCUUAUACCAGCCAUGUCAUAAUACGCCCGCACACCACUUUGAGGCGGUCUCCCUGUUCAACACCACCAUCGUCAUUGCGUCACAUCUAUAAACCUUCUUGGGAGAAUUUUCCUUGAGCGAACCAAAGUGAGAGCCGUCGGGUUUUCCGACCUCAAAGCUCCUCAUGUCGCAUAGAAAUCAGAAUUCAGCCAGCGAUGAGCGUUCGCCGCUCAUCAAAUCGGUCAACAUACAGGACAAUGGCCCUCAGCAACGAGCCCGGCUAUUGUCCGACAAUGACUCUGCCGACGACGAGAGCCCUGACCGAGAAGACAGCCUCGCCGAGUCUGUGUUGGAGGACAAAAGCUGGUUUUACAUGAUUCUACUGACCAUCUGCAUCGGUGGACUUCAGAUCGUGUGGUCUGUCGAACUUUCCAAUGGCUCACCUUACUUGUUGUCGCUUGGCAUGAGCAAAGCCCUCCUCGCUGCUGUAUGGCUUGCAGGUCCAUUGACGGGAGCUUUGGUGCAGCCCUAUAUCGGCAUUCGGAGCGAUCGAUGUCGUGUUUCUUGGGGAAGACGGAAGCCAUUCAUGGUUGCAGGCACUCUUGGAGUCAUUGUCACAUCCAUGAUUCUAGCCUAUGCCCGAGACAUUGUACGGGUCAUCGGACGUAAGGAUGUUGAUGCGCCAUAUGGCGGAGGCUACCGGAUUGGCACGAUCGUCUUGGCCACAGUCAUGAUGUGGUGUCUUGACUUCUCUAUUAAUACCGUACAAGCAGCCAUUCGAGCCUUCAUUGUGGAUAAUGCCCCAUCUCAUCAGCAAGAGUCUGCCAAUGCAUGGGCCUCUCGAAUGACGGGCGUCGGCAAUGUGCUUGGAUAUGUUUUCGGCUAUCUCAACCUCCCAAAGUACUUCCACUUCCUCGGCAAUUCUCAAUUCAAGGUUCUGGUCGUCAUUGCGUCCUUCUUUCUCACUAUAACUGUCUUGACCAGUCUUCUGACCAUCAAAGAACGAAACCCCCAGCUUGACCCUCCAUCGAACACCGACUUUGAGAACGGAGGAUUUGUGGCCUUUUUCAAGCAAGUCUUCAACUCGAUCAAGCAUUUACCACCCCAGACACGCAAAGUCUGCGAGAUCCAGUUCUUCCAUUGGAUAGGCUGGUUCCCAUUCCUCUUCUACAUCACCACCUACAUUGGUCAGCUCUACGUUGAUCCACGUCUCCACCCAGGCAUACCUGACAGUGAGGUUGACCAGCUCUGGGCCCAAGCAACUCGAGUAGGGACGUUUGCCCUCCUGAUCUAUGCCAUAACUGCAUUCGCCUCCAACAUCGUUCUUCCGUUCCUUGUGCAGCCAACAUACCAGAACGAACCCGACGAGGACGAGAGCGAUGACGAAGAUGACGCGCCGCGAUGGCAUCAACCGAUCACUCCUACUACUCCUGUUGGCACUCGAACACCAUAUCGAGAGAACGCCUCCUCCGAGAACGGACCUCGCAGACCUGGGCAUCGCAGAGCGUACAGUCAACCGAUCACGCCGAUCUCUCCUGUUGGAGCCACCAGAUAUCAAGAAUACUUCUCUUAUGUACCCGAGUCUAGCAGGCCGCUAGCCAGCAGAUCACAAAGUAACAUAUCCGUCAAAUCAUUCGGACGUCCAGAUGGAGUUGCUGCUGCGAACGAUCCCACUCUGCAAGAGAACCCGACCGGCGUCAAAGCGUGGCUUACCAAUUUCACAAUCUCGAUCCCGGGACUCACAUUACGACGAGCGUGGCUGCUCUCCCAGAUUUUGUUCGCCUUGUGUACCUUUAGUACGUUCUUCAUCAAAACUCCCACCGCUGCCACUAUAAUGACAGCCUUGGUGGGAGUAUCUUGGUCAUUGACACUUUGGGCUCCUUUCGCCUUGAUCUCAGCAGAGAUAUCAAAACGUGACGAGAUUCGUCGCAAGAAGCAAAGACAGCGACGAAGAGAUGGAGAGGACGAUGAUAAGGAAGAUGAAGAGGAUGAUCAAGCAGGUAUCAUUCUUGGCCUUCAUAACGUUGCUAUCAGUGCUCCACAGAUCAUAGCGACCCUGAUCAGCAGUGCUGUGUUCAAGGGGCUGCAGAAGCCACGCAAUGUGCCAGGGGAUACCAGUGUUGGAUGGACACUGAGAAUUGGUGGAGUUGCGACUUUGAUCUCCGCCUUCAUAACUUGGAGGAUGAAAGAGCCUAGUGAGGAGGAAGAACCAGAUCCGUAAGAUGCAUGGUCGGCAAAUGCAUGUCAGACAGAUCCAGCGCGUGCAGGUUGUGCUUUUCUGGGUGCUAUCACGGCAUUGGCUUCGUUGCGCAGGAGUAUCGGUGGGAUAGAAGUCUGAACAAUUAGUACAAGGAGGACAGGAACCUGCGGCUCUACUGGAGGAGUAAGAGACACGAAAAGUGGCAACAUGCAUCGUCCAUUGUGAUAGAGGCGCCGAGGUGUAGCCGUUUCAGGGUCUCGGCCUCUUACCAUGCCUUCAUAUUUUAGGUAGUAAUAUAGCCUGUUAGGCUCAUCUUCGGCGUCUCCA
Messenger RNA from Exophiala viscosa, 2591 nucleotides. RefSeq names its product major facilitator superfamily domain-containing protein. The coding region runs from base 249 to 2285 and encodes 678 amino acids. Gene Ontology annotation, cellular component: plasma membrane. The record is from RefSeq and is a predicted model, not a curated record. NCBI's taxonomy places the organism in Eukaryota, Fungi, Ascomycota, Eurotiomycetes, Chaetothyriales, Herpotrichiellaceae. Gene Ontology annotation, molecular function: sucrose:proton symporter activity. The transcript is spliced from 2 exons.